CCGGGGCUAACACGGGUAGCAGCUAACUAACAUGCCCAAAGGAAAGAGGUGAAUUAAACCGCGUAAAAAUGAUCCCUUUCGUGACUCUAAGGUCCUGAGCAUUUGAACAAGUUGCUCUAUCGGCUCACUGUGAGCGGUCAGGAGUCAGACCUAUCAUGGAUAAAACGUUCGGCCAAUGGAAGAAGCAGUGUUUGAACAAGCUGGACCUGAGUAAGAAGGGCAGUGUGGACCAGGACAUUGAACAUGUAGUGUCUCUGCUCAACAGCUGUGAGGAGUACUUCACCACCAGCUCCUGCUCCGGAAGAAUCAUCCUCAUCGACGGGGCUCCAGAGAGCAGUGAUGUCCAGAAACAGAACUGUAUUUGGUUGUUUGUCUCACACCAAAAAUGCACAUCUGAUGACCUGGUGUCUGCUCUGGCCAAAUCCAGCAGAGAUGCUGUGUUGAAGUUUGAGCCUUUUGUUCUCCAUGUUCAGUGCAGGAGGCUGGAAGAUGCACAGCUUAUGCACUCAGUGGCCAUCAACUCAGGCUUCAGGAACUCUGGUCUCACUGUCAGCAAGACAGGAAAGAUAAUCACGGCGGUCCGUAGCACCCACGGCCUGGAGGUUCCUCUGAGUCACGAAGGAAAGCUCUUGGUUGAACAUGAGUACAUCCAUUUCCUAACUCACAUAGCCAAUCAGAAGAUGGAGGAGAACCUCAGACGGAUCCACAGGUUCUACCAGAACCUCCAGUCAGCUCUGACCACACAGAAACUACAAAAAUUACAAUUACCAGAUCCUCCCAGCUCACAGGAACUACAAUAUCCCCCUAACAGACUGGAGACAGAAGGGAAAGAGAAGAACAAAACAAGUGUGUAUAAACGGAGGCGGAAGAGAGAACAUCCGCAGACUGACUGUUGCCAUGGUGAUGGGACCAGCAGUGUGGAAGAGCUGGAUGACUGUCUGGACCUGUUAACAUGAAGUGGUGGCUCUGCACAUAUGCUGACAUGCUCAGCGUGUCAUCAUCUGGUAUGAGUGCUUUAGUGCUGAUCAUUAUUUUUCUUGAGAGAGCAGGGGCCUUUAUUACAAAGCAGAUCACCAUGGUAACCAAUGCUACACAGCUAACCUGCUCUGGAGCAGCCAUCAUUUUAUUCCACUCACUGGAAUAAUAAACAAAUCAUUUCCACCAGAUCCCAAUAUGGACAAAGCUGCUACAAUAAAGUAGAUAUAAUAAAGAUGAAGAUUUUAAUCAAGAUAUUUUUAUACACAAUAUGAAAUGACCCUUAUUCCCAUUAUUGUCAUUAUAAUUAAAAGUACAUAACAAAAGUACCAUUUGUAGAUCUCAGUGUCAGAACUGACUUUUGUUAGCAGUAGCUGCAGCUCCCAUGAGGCUUUGGUUUGCUAGAGCCUCUGUGGCUACAGCUAAUAAGCAAAUUUCUUCCUGGAUGCAGACAAAUAGGUGUUUUAUCUUCGUCUGCACUGCAAACCAUUGGUUUACAGUCACUGAUUGGCCUUUCCUAUUGGUUCAGUCUUCAAUCAUGUACAGUCUACAAUAGAUUUAUUUAUGAAUAAAUACAUACUCAUGACUUACAGUUUU
Toxotes jaculatrix (banded archerfish) is the source of this 1572-nucleotide messenger RNA. It is a transcript of the gene tyw3, whose product is annotated as tRNA-yW synthesizing protein 3 homolog (S. cerevisiae). Lineage: Eukaryota; Metazoa; Chordata; Actinopteri; Toxotidae. The transcript is spliced from 6 exons. Gene Ontology annotation, cellular component: cytoplasm. Gene Ontology annotation, biological process: tRNA methylation. Gene Ontology annotation, molecular function: tRNA methyltransferase activity. The record is from RefSeq and is a predicted model, not a curated record. Bases 156 to 956 code for a protein of 266 amino acids.